AUGGAUGAAACGUUCAUGCAAAAUGUAGCUCAGAAAUGUGAUCAUUUUGAAAAUGAUCCCGAGACUUUCAAAUCAUGGCUUAAUAAGAUUGAGAAAUUUACAUUAGAUUUUACACAAAAAUGCUCACUAAUUGACACAAAAGCUAGAGAUGUUGAACAAAAACACACCAAUAAGGAACCUAUGGGCGAGGAGGAUGAACUCGAUCAUUCAAAUAUUGACGACAAGGCACAUAUAGAAGAAUUAGGAAAAGCAAAAGAAGUUAGUCGUUUAAAAGGAUGGGGCAAGAUGGAUUUUUCAGAGCAGUGGGAUAUGGACAAAGCUCUAGGAGUGAUCCAAGAAAAUAUGGGUUACACUGGUGGGAAGGUUGGAUGUCGCUUGGGUUUCAUUCCAAGUAGUGGACUUGUGGUAUCCUGUCUCGGAGAAUUGCUGGCACGAAUCAUAAAUCCACACACAGCAUUAUUUUAUUCAAAUCCAGGUGCAGUUCAGCUAGAAGAGGAGAUGGUCAGAUGGUUGGUAGAGUUUGUUGGUAUGCCCACAUCUAGCCAAGGGGCCCUAGUGUCUGGGGCUUCUAUUGCUUCGAUUAUGGCAGUACGCACUGCAGUUCAGGCUAAACAUAUAAAGGCCAGGGACUAUCACAGACAGGUGGUUUACAUAACUCAACAUACCCAUCGCUGCAUCCUAAAGGCUCUAAAAAUCUGCGGGAUGGCAGAAUGUGAGGUGAGAACUGUGAAGCAUGACUAUGGAACACGAAUGGACCCUGAACAUCUUGAAACCUCUCUCAAGGAAGACAUGCAGAAUGGUCUUCAUCCAUUUAUGAUAAUUGCUACUUUGGGUAAUGUAGACAUUGGUGCUAUAGAUCCAUUAGAUGCUAUAGCAACUGUUGCUAAGCGACAUGACACAUGGUUCCACGUUGAUGCAGCCUAUGGAGGAUUUUACAUGUUUUCUAAAGAGGUUAGGCAGAAAUCUAAAGGUGUUGAGCUGGCUGAUUCAUUGAUAAUAAGUCCUCACAAGGGACUGAAUCUUCCCUGGGGUUCCAGCGCAUUAUUGGUGAAACACGGGGCCUACCUACAUGCUGCCAUGACCCUAGACACUCAAGGGAACUACCUCGCAGACACUCAACAUGAUCAUUAUAGCCCAAGUGAAUAUUCCCUGGAGUUGAGCCGUCCAUUCCGUGCUCUUCCACUAUGGUUAACCCUGAGAUUAUUAGGGACUUCUCAUUUUGAGGAUUGCAUUAGAGAAAAGAUGGCGCUAACAAUGUUCUGUUACGAUGAAUUGAAGAAGAUUCCAGAUAUUAAAGUUGGACCUGUGCCAGAACUUUCAAUAGUUGCAUUUCAGUUGAAGUCUAAGGAUAAUAAAAAACUUGAUGAACUACUGACAAAAAUAAAUCAAGAUGGCCGACUAUAUUUGUCCUCUACCAAAAUUGAUGGGGAAUUGUACAUUAGGCUGAGUUUUAACUCAAUGUCAACUCAUACAACUCAUGUUAAAAAGGCUUUGCAAAUCAUCAAAGAAUUUCUGAUGUUGAUCCUAAUAUAA
Messenger RNA from Owenia fusiformis, 1533 nucleotides. The record is from the annotation of a GenBank genome assembly. NCBI's taxonomy places the organism in Eukaryota, Metazoa, Annelida, Polychaeta, Sabellida, Oweniidae.